UGUGGGUGUCUUUAAGAGCUUCUUUCCCGACUGGUGUCGGUUCUGCUGCUCACUGGUAAGAGAGAGAGAAAGGGGCACGAGCUGCUGAAAUAUCAAGGAGAAAAGAGACCACGCGAGUCGUACUGGACUUUAUUUAUUAGGAUACAUAUUUAGGAUAUACUGCCAUUCAACCUGGACAAACAUGCAGUUGCCAAAGUCAUGGGCUUACGGUUUGACGCUGCUCUCCGUUUUCAGCUCAGCCAUGUGCGCCAGUCACCACAGCUGUGAUGGAUCUCUGGCGUCUCUUCUGCCUGCAAACUCAUUUCUGAGCUCUUCGCAUUUCCCAGACAGUCGGGCUGCGUACUUCGCUAAACUAAACAGAAGAGAUGGAGGAGGAGGGUGGAGCCCAGAAUCGACGGACAGGUCGCCAUGGUUGCAGGUUGACCUCCAAGACCGAGUGGAGGUGACAGCAGUGGCCACACAAGGUCGUCACGGCAGCACAGACUGGGUCAGUGCCUACAUGCUCCUCUACAGUGACACGGGGCGGGUCUGGAAGCAGUACAUGUUGGAGGACAGUGUUGGGAGGAUUGUGGGUAAUGUGAAUCCGGACAGUGUGGUUCACCAUAAACUCAGCCAGCCUAUCAGAACCAGGUUCCUGCGUUUCGUUCCUCUGGAGUGGAGCCCUAGCGGUCGAGCGGGUCUCAGGGUGGCUGUGUAUGGCUGUACCUACCGAUCAUAUGUGGCCGACUUUGAUGGCAGAAGCUCUUUGCUUUACCGAUUCAACCAGAAGUCAAUGAGCACGGUCAAAGAUGUUAUAUCUCUGCGAUUUAAGAGUCGACAGGCUGAGGGUGUUUUACUGCAUGGAGAAGGCCAGCGAGGGGAUUAUAUCACUCUGGAGCUACAUCGUGGAAGACUGGCCUUGCAUUUAAACCUGGAUGACAGCAGGGUGAGGUCCAGCAGUGCACGUAUGGUUGUCACUCUUGGAAGUCUUCUGGAUGAUCUUCACUGGCACUCUGUUCUGAUCGAACGCUUUAACAAACAGGUCAACUUCACUUUGGACAGACACACGCAGCAUUUCAGGACCAGGGGUGAUGGAGAUUCUCUUGAUGUUGAUUAUGAGCUAAGCUUUGGUGGAAUCCCACUGCCUGGUAAACCUGGAACCUUUAUUCGCCGCAACUUUCAUGGUUGCAUGGAAAACCUCUACUACAAUGGAGUGAACAUCAUCGACCUGGCAAAGCGAAGAAAGCCUCAGAUAUACAGUGUGGGCAACGUGACCUUUUCCUGCUCAGAGCCGCAGCUGGUGGCAGCCACAUUUCAGAGCUCCAGCAGCAGCUUUCUGUCGUUGCCAGCACCUGCACCGGUCCUGGAAGGCCCUUCAGUCCGCCUGCAGUUUCGCACUUGGAACCCCGAUGGCCUGCUGCUCACCACCCCACUCAUCUCCAGUCAGGAGCCUUCGUACCUGAUCUUGCAGAUCAGCAGUGGGCGCCUCCACCUCACACACCAGACGGCAAAUCUGAAGAUGUCUGAAGUGUCAGCCGGCCAAAGGGUGAAUGAUGGUUUGUGGCAUUCGGUGAGUCUCAACACUAGAGGUCUACAGAUCAUUAUGACUCUGGACAAUGAGCCUGCAUCCACCAUCCAGCUGAAGAAUUACCUGGAGCCAAAAGACAAACACUAUUUUGGAGGGUGUCCUAUAUCUCAGGACGACUCCAGCUGCUUUAAUCCUACAAUGGCCUUUCAGGGUUGCGCCCGGCUCAUUUUUGUUAACAACCAACCAGUGGAUCUCAUGUCAGUCCAGCAAGGCCAUCUAGGGAGCUACAGUCAAAUACAGUUUGACUUAUGUGGCAUUCGUGACAGGUGUCUCUAUAAUUUUUGUGAGCAUGGUGGCCGAUGUUCUCAGACGUGGUCUUCAUUCUACUGCGAUUGCACUGGUACAGGAUACAGUGGAGCUACUUGCCAUAACUCUGUGUAUGAAGCUUCGUGUGAACGCUAUAGGCUUGCCGGAAGCUCGUCGGGUUAUUUCUCCAUUGAUCCUGAUGGAAGUGGCCCUCUGGAUCCUGUUCAAGUCUACUGUAACAUCACAGAAAACAAAGUGUGGACUGUGGUCCAUCACAACAGCUCAGAUGGAGUCAGGGUACGAGGUUCGACGCUGCAGAAGCCGUAUGUGGCGUGGUUCAAUUACAGCGCCUCAUCUGAUCAGCUGAAAGCUUUAGUGUCUCUGUCAGAACAUUGUGAGCAGAGAAUCGCCUACCACUGCAGGAGAUCACGGCUCUUUAAUCCUUGGGAUGGCACCCCUUUGUCCUGGUGGGUUGACCGCAGUGGAGAGAAGAGAACGUACUGGGGUGGAUACCAGCCGGGCGUGCAGCAAUGCUCCUGUGGUCUGGAGGAGAACUGUGCCGACAUGAAUUACUUUUGCAACUGUGAUGCAGAUAGAAUGUCAUGGGAGAAUGACACCGGAGUUUUCACAUAUAAAGAACACUUGCCGGUUCAGGAGAUAGCGGUUGGUGACACUUACAGACUGGGCUCUGAAGCCAUGUACUCCGUGGGACCCCUGCAGUGCUCCGGUGACAAGUUCUUGUGGAACGCCGCAUCCUUUUAUCAAGAGGCUUCAUGUCUGCUCUUCCCUGGCCUCCCGGCAGAACUCUCCCUCGAUGUCUCCUUCUACUUCAAAACUGCCUCUCUCUCUGGGGUUUUCCUUGAGAACAUGGGCAUUGAGGACUUCUUCCGAAUAGAGCUGAGCUCUCCCUCAUCUGUGACCUUCUCCUUCGAUGUGGGCGACGGGCCAGUAGUGCUGACCGUAAAAUCUCCUGUGCCACUAAAUGACAGACAGUGGCACUGGGUUCGAGUCGAACGCAAUGUAAAAGAAGCAUCCUUGCACGUUGACCAACUACCCCUGCAAAUCACAGAAAUCUCUUCUGAUGGUUACCUUCGCCUUCAGCUCGGCAGCCAGAUGUUUGUUGGAGGCACAGCCACAAAACAAAAAGGUUUUCUUGGGUGUAUCCGGGCAUUUAAUAUGAACGGAGUGAACUUUGACCUUGAGGAGCGUGCCAAAGUGACACCGGGAGUGAGUUCGGGGUGCGCUGGUCACUGUAGCAGCUCAGCUGGGCUUUGCCACAAUCGGGGAAAGUGCAUUGAGAAGAGCAGUGGUUACGUUUGUGACUGCACAAACUCCGCCUAUGGAGGACCCUCCUGCACUGAAGAGGUGUCCAUGUCCUUUGAAAGAGGUGCAUCGGUCACCUACAACUUUCAGGAGCCAUUCUCCGUCAUGCAGAACAGGACGGCUGCCGUGCCGCCCGGGUCCACUCAGUACAGCAUGUCCAGAGACACCACAGCACUCAGUUUCCAAACCACUCAGAGUCCUGCCAUGCUGCUCACAGUCACUACGCUCAGCCAGCAGUAUGUGGCUGUCAUCUUAGCAAGAAAUGGGAGUUUACAGAUUUGGUACCGACAGCAUAAGGAGUUGACUCCAGAUGUGUUCAGCCCCAUUCGGAGUAACCUGGCAGAUGGACGACUACACAGAGUUCACAUCCAGCGGGAGGGAAAGGAUGUGUUUGUUCAGGUUGACCAUGAAAAUAAGAAGUACAUUCUAUCAUAUGAUGCAACCUUUAACUCCAUGAAGUCACUGACCCUGGGAAAAGUGACAGGAAGUGAUGUAAUAGAUGACGAGGUUACUUAUGCUGGAAGCAAAGGUUUCAUUGGCUGCUUUUCAUCUGUUCAGUAUAACCACAUUGCUCCUCUUAAGGCAGCAUUACUAAACCGAGGUAGCUCACUGGUUAGUAUACGAGGACGUCUGCUGGAGUCAAACUGUGGUGCAUUAGCUGACCUUUCAACUUCUGUAUCUCGCUUGGAUCAUGGAGAGAAGGUUGGCAAAGACAAUGAGCAUCAUGGAGACAACAGCCAGCCUGAUUCAGCCGUGAUCGGAGGUGUAGUUUCGGCUGUGGUCUUCAGUACUUUCUGUGUGCUGGCAGUGAUGAGCCGUUUCCUAUACCAGCAUCGACAGGCUCAAAGAACAGCGCGCCUCCAGGAGAAAGAGCACCAACGUAGCCUUGAAGCCGCUUACAGGGCAGAGUUUCACCUCCACCACCCUAUAAGAGACAGCAUGCAGGAAUAUUACAUCUGACGGACACUUCUUGUAGUUUUCAGUUCAGAUAUCAGUUCCACCUGUAUCUUCUUCAGCAAAGCCCUUUUAAAUUCGGGAAGGAUCGUUUGUCGGAGGUUUCCUCGCUUUGGGAGCGUCGGAAUCCUCUGGUCUAUGUAAGUAGUAGCUUGUAGUUCUCACAGUGCUUGCCCCAAGUGUUGGAUUAACUAAAGUUACAGUACUGUAGGUCGUUUUUGGGAUGUGAGUGGUUUGUUAGAAGGUGUUUUUAUUAUAAUUUAAUAAAAUGUCUUUUGGGUAGAAGUUGGAAUGGAGGGUAACAGACUUAAUGGGCUUUAGUGCAUGUUAAUUCAUCAUGUUUACUCCAGGAUUGAGAUCUGUCAUCCAGCAACAUGUUUUUAAAGCAUGGGAACACCUACAAGGUGACAACAUUGUAGCAGGCAAGCUUUCAACCCCAGUCCUGGAAAGCUAAACAAAUUAGAUAAUUCUUCAGGUUGACAGAACAGUGGCCUGUAAAAAUCCGGCUCAUAGUUUUCGGAUACUAAUUGUAAAGAAUAAAAAUAGACCAUUUAAAACAAAAUGUUUUGUAAAAUGCACAGUACAUCUUAUUAAUUUACUUUUACAAAGAAAAGCUGCUAUGAGAAGCUAAACUUAUUUAGUAAAGUGAUUCGAAAUUAUAUAGAGUUAAACUUGAUGCUUACUGAUGUAACAAUACCCAUAUGUGUUAUGAUGUGAAAUAUCUGCCAUAUUUAUAAUGAACAAAUCCUGAGGCGUUCUUAAAAUCUAAAAACAAACAUUUUAUGUUUUGUCCCAAAUGAACAUUGUUCAUUGAUAGAUGUAACGUCUCAAAGUCAUGCAAGUCAUGAAAAACACUUUUUGGUUAUGACUGUUUAUUAAUGUUUACUAAACAGUCAAUCUAGAAUUUUUUAGGUAUUCUAGUUAACUGAACAGGUUCCUCUGUUACUAAAAGCUUACAUUCGAAUCAGAGCUGUGAUUAAACUGGCAGGAUAUUAAUGCAUUUUAUCAAUGUAGUGUCACAGGUCUACCCAAAACAAUCUGCCCCUGUUUAUCCCUGGUAUUAAUGUGAUUAAAUCGAUCCAAUCCAAGUGUACUGGGCUUUAAAUGGGGCCCUAAGUGUUUUGUGAUCCGAUCACUGAAACAUUUGGAGGUAUUGUGUUUGUGAUUAGAAUUAAUGGCUCUUGAAGCCAUUCACCUGUCAGUCAUGUCAUCCAAUGCUUCAACAAAAAUGUUCACCUUUGCGGGUUGCAUCCGGAUUUAUAAGCAAAUAACUUGCCCUUAAAACACUGUCAGUGAGAUUUUUGCACUUUGUGUGUUAGAAAAAAUCUGAUAAAAUCUUAAGUUAUCACAAGAGAUGAAUUUUGUACAGAUUACCACAAAAUAGAUAAUGAUACUAGGUAUAAACAGACGUCUAUUGUCACAGAAUCUCCACCAUCAGUUCACAAUGUCUAUAAAACACAUAGGGGUGGUUUCCCUGACAAAGAUUAGCUUAAGCCAGGACUAGACCUUAGUUUAAUUUGGAAAUAUAACUAGUUUUAACAAUCAUGCCUUACUAAAAACAUUACUGGUGUGCAUUUUGAGGCAAAACAGAGGGUACUGAUGUAUGUUAAGAUAUGUCAGUGCAAGUUGUUUUCAGUUUGGACAGCCAUUUAUUUUAGUCUAGGACUAGUCUAAUCCCUGUUCGGGAAACUGCCCCAUAGAGUACUUCUAACAGAGAAAACCAUGUACAGUUGACAAGAAUACCUUCACUUCACAGUGCAAUGAUCUAGAUUUAAAAACUUUUCUAGACUCAGUAGAUUUUAAUUGUGGCAAUUAGUCCUUUAUAUUUUUGCCAAUACAAGAUCAGUAUUAACUCAGAAGAUUUUGUCAUGUUCAUACGUAAUUUUACUUGUGGCUUUUUUUUUAAAUGUUUUGUUUUGAAAACCACAAGUCUAAAUUAACACAACCAUGGAAAUAUACGAUAGGCUCUACAUAAGUGGUAAACAGUGGAUUUAUUUAUUUGUUUAUUUAUUGGUAUUGUUUUUUCCAAUAAUCCUUGACUUUAACUGGCACAAACAUAGUUGUUUCUUCUAGGACUGGACUGACAGAUCUUUCUUUUUCUCUUUGGAAACUGAAGUGUCCUUUGAUAUAUUUAUCUCUCAAACUAUUUUGUACCUUUAUUGAUAUCAAUUAUUUUAGGGGCUGUUUUGUAUGAAUGUAAAUGUACAGCUAUAUUGUAAAUACAUGUUUA
Messenger RNA from Paramisgurnus dabryanus, 6320 nucleotides. It is a transcript of the gene cntnap5a, whose product is annotated as contactin associated protein family member 5a. The record is from RefSeq and is a predicted model, not a curated record. Lineage: Eukaryota; Metazoa; Chordata; Actinopteri; Cypriniformes; Cobitidae.